Molecule: messenger RNA, 564 nt
Organism: Sordaria macrospora k-hell
Lineage: Eukaryota; Fungi; Ascomycota; Sordariomycetes; Sordariales; Sordariaceae
Source: RefSeq, a predicted model, not a curated record
AUGGCCGAAGCAGAGAAUUACGAGGACGACCUCUUCGACGACCUCUACAAUGACGACGACGCCCCGGCUGCCACCAAGCCAGCCGCUGCACCAGCAGCUGCCCCUGCUCCAGCCCAAGCUUCGGCUACUGAGCAGUCUUCGCAACAACAACAGCAACUGCAGCAACAACAAGAACUGCAGCAACAAGCUGCCGCCGCCCAGCAGUCGGCAGCUGACAACUACGGCAAUUCCAACGAUUACAACCAGCAAAAUUACUACAAUGGCGGCGACGGACAAUACGGUAACGAUGAGGAGGAAGAGGAAGACGAUGAUGACAUCGAUUUCAACCUUGGAAACGGCCCUUCAACCACUGUCGCUCGCCACGACGACGACAACAACAUGAACAACCAGAACAACAACAACAACAACAACAGCCAGCCUCAGUCGCAAUAUCAUGCUUCCCAACAGUCCCAGGCCCAACACAAGGGCCCUAAUGCCAAGGAAGAUGGCUGCAGCCUCAACCAAGCUCUCCCAAAUCUUGAAACGAUCCUCUACAUGAAAACCGCUCAGGACGUGGCGUCCUAA